Molecule: messenger RNA, 2438 nt
Organism: Caenorhabditis sp. 36 PRJEB53466
Lineage: Eukaryota; Metazoa; Nematoda; Chromadorea; Rhabditida; Rhabditidae
Source: the annotation of a GenBank genome assembly
AUGCAAUUCGUCCUCAUUGCGUGCUUGGUCGUCGUCACCACACAAGAAAUCAUUCCCCGCGAGAUUCUGUUCCAAGACGCCAAGUACUCUUCCGUAUCGCUGAGCCCCGAUGGAAAGUCGGUCGGAUACGUGGCUCCGGAUGAGCACGGCGUGAAGAACGUGUUCACCAGAUGCUCCUCGUGCUCAUUCUCGCGACAAGUCACUUUUGAGACCGAGCAUCCUGUUUUGGGUGAGUAGAUAUAUUUUUUUUUAAAGUUGUCAUUUAUUAGAAUUUGUUAGCUGACAACUUUUUGCUGUUUUUAAGGCAGAUGAGAUAUAUCGUCUUGAAUAGACUUUACAUUUAAGAUUAAGCAUUCAACUUUCAGACUUUGUCUGGACUGCCGUUCCGGAAGUGAUCAUCUUCAUUCAAGACAAUCACGGUGACGAGAAUACGCGAUUCUACAAGAAGAAUAUCUCUUCGGUGAGUGAAAUCAGUCAAACUUCUCUCUUUCUCAUCGUCACUAUCAUCUCUUCUUCAGGCGGCGAUUGCCAGCGACAAGAGUGCGCGAGUUGUGAUCAGCGACAAGCCGAAUGUGAAAGCGGUGAUGAUGGUGAACCAUCUGAUCUCGGACACCAUCCUCAUCGGACUCAACGACGAGAACCCGGCGCUCCACAACAUUUACGCGUUCAACUGCCGCACCGAUCAGCUGACGUUGGUGUUGAGGAACAAGCGGUUCCCGCAGUUCUUCUUCGACAACGAGAUGAAUGUGCGGCUGGCGAGCGAGGAGGGACCCGAUGGAGAGCUCAUUUACUACCGGCCAGUUGGGAACGAGGUGCCGACGUCGACGGAUCCGAGCCAAUGGGUCGAGUAUCUGAGGAUCCAGCACGACGACAAGGCCAUCACCCUCCCGCUCACGUUCGACAAGUCCAGCAACUUCAUGUACUGGAUCAUGGGCGAGGGCAGUGACCUCGGAAACCUCGUCGUCUUUCCCUUCGAGGAUCCGACCCAGCGUGAAAUCCUCUACACCGCCCAGAAAGCUCAGAUCGGAAACGUGCUCAUCCACCCAAUCGACAAGACCCUUCUGGCCAUCACGGAGGUCUACCACAAGCCCGAGCUGUUCGUCGCCAACGACACUUUCAUGGAGGACCUCCAAUACCUCGUGAACCUGAAGCCCCACGGCUCGUUGAGAAUCAUCAGCAUGAGCAUCGACAUGUCGACGUGGCUGGUGACGUACGCGUCGGCCGACGAGCCCAACGACAUCUACAUCUACCGGAGAUGGAACAAAAAGGCCGAGCUGUUCAUGAGCACGCGGCCGGAACUCAAAAAGUACACUCUCAACCGGCAGAUCGGCUUCGACUUCCGCGCCCGCGACGACAUGGCCAUCCAGGCGUACCUCUCGCUGCCACCGCAAGCACCACUUCUCAAGUCGUCCCAGGUGCCCGAUGGAGAUCGUGCGUAUGCGAAACUCGGAAUGAUCCCGGCUGUGCCGCAGAAGAUGGUCGUGCUCGUGCACGGAGGUCCAAAAGCCAGAGACCACUACGGAUUCUCACCGAUGAACGCGUGGCUGACCAAUCGCGGAUACGCAGUGCUCCAGGUCAACUUCCGCGGCUCCACAGGCUUCGGAAAACGACUCACGAACGCCGGAAACGGAGAAUGGGGCCGCAAGAUGCACUUUGACAUUCUCGACGCCGUCGAGUUCGCCGUCUCGAAGGGAAUCGCCAACCGAUCGGAGGUGGCCGUGAUGGGCGGAAGCUACGGCGGCUACGAGACCCUCGUCGCCCUCACCUUCACGCCGCAGACCUUUGCCUGCGGUGUCGACAUCGUCGGACCGUCCAACCUCAUCUCUCUGGUGCAAGCCAUUCCGCCCUACUGGCUCGGCUUCUACAAGGAUCUCAUCAAGAUGGUCGGCGCGGACAUUGUCACCGAGGAAGGCCGUCAGUCCCUCCAAUCCCGUUCCCCACUGUUCUUCGCCGAUCGCGUCUCGAAGCCGUUGAUGAUCAUCCAAGGAGCCAACGAUCCACGUGUCAAGCAGGCCGAAUCCGAUCAAUUUGUGGCGGCGCUCGAGAAGAAGAACAUUCCGGUCACGUAUUUGUUGUACCCGGACGAGGGACACGGAAUCCGCAAGCCGCACAACUCGAUGGAGCAGCACGGACACAUCGAGACGUUCCUCGAGCAGUGUCUGGGCGGACAGUCCCAACCGUUCCAGCCUGGACAGUACAACUCGACCGCUAUUGUAAGUUUCAAUUCAAUUCAAUUCAAUUCAAUUCACUUAUCCAUUUGCUUUCAGCUCAAGAACGUCGGAAUCGAGGCGCCGGCAAUGGCUCGUCUCAAUGCUCAGAUGGCUCCACGUGGCCCCGUCGCGCCGUCCAUCUUCUACCGUCCGCCGAUGAGAGCGCAACGUGUCAUGUACCCGCCCAAUCAGAACGUGAUGACCCGAAUCUUCCCGGUUCAAGGUUAA